UCUAUAUAACUCCAUCCAUUGUCUCUUUCCUUGUCAUAAAAUCCCAAACAACUUCUCUCAAUACAAAAUAUACAUUCCUUAUCUCCUACUAUUCAUCAAGUUAUCAAUGGCGCCAUCAAACAAAUCCUUCAUCAUAGCUUUAUUUCUUGUUGUGACCAUGUCAAGCAUGAGUUUAGAUGCUCGCCAUCUUUUGCAAACAACCUCACAGCAGCCUAAUUUGCCUAGCAUUCCCACUUUACCAAAACCAACAACAACAUUGCCACCUUUGCCUUCAAUUCCAACAUUUCCUCAAGCAAGUCUUCCACCAUUCCCAAUGCCAACUAACAUUCCAUCUCUUCCUAAACUCACUAUGCCACCACUUCCAAGCUUUCCUACAAAUAUUCCAACUCUCAACAUUCCACCAUUGCCAGCUGUCACUUCACUUCCCAACUUACCCACCUCGAUCCCAACCACUUUCCCUUCCAUCCCAUUUCUCUCUCCACCACCUUCAGCCUCUAGUCCUUAAACACUUAUUUACGAGGAGCAUCAUGUGUUCAUCUAAGUGUAUACAAUAGACUUUGCAUUAUUUCUUUAUAGUGUGUGAUUAAAUUCUGUUUGGUUAUGAUGAUGAGAGUAUCUUUGUUGUAUUGUAUGGUCAAUGGUGUGAAAGCAUUUGUACUUUUUCCCAUUUUAUUUACUAGUUUGGAGCUAUAGCUUGUACUUUUGAAUUUAUAUUACCGUUGAAUGAUAUACAUUUAGAUACA
This is a messenger RNA of Vicia villosa (hairy vetch), 743 nucleotides long. RefSeq names its product protein PELPK1-like. The coding region runs from base 107 to 505 and encodes 132 amino acids. The record is from RefSeq and is a predicted model, not a curated record. Lineage: Eukaryota; Viridiplantae; Streptophyta; Magnoliopsida; Fabales; Fabaceae. The transcript has a single exon.